AUGAAGUUUUGGGGUUGGAUGCAUCAUAAGUUCCGGGAGAAUAGCAAAGAGCCAUUCAAAGAUGCUACAACUGGUAACAGCCAGUUCCCACUAUCAGCUCAUCCAUCACUUGAUAGCCAAGAUGUUUACCCCAGAUACAACUCUGGAUUCAGAAAACAGCUUAAUCUGUUCCAGGAAAGCUCCUUCGCAGAGCUCCAGGGAAAUACAGAAGAAAGCUUCAAGGAUGGGAGAAACAGUGAUUUCUUCCAUGGGUUUCUUGCCAUUGGAACCCUUGGUGGAGAGACACCUUUGGAUGAACCAGCCACACCAACAUUUGGCAUGUCAUUUGAGGACCCGGCAACAUAUAACGCAGAAGUGACAGAGAAUGAUUUGAAGCUCAUUAGCAAUGAAUUGGAGAAGUUCCUUGAGGCGGAAGCUAAUGAAGGGCACAACCAACCAUCAGGAAGGAACAGCGACACUAACACUAUUGCAUCCACCAUCGAGGCCGUUGAGGGACUAGAUGCUGAAGAAGAUACUCAGCUGCAGCCAAUGAAGUUCCCGCUCCAAGAGUAUCUUUUUGGCUCUCUAAUCGAAUUCCCGGAAACAAAGAAUGCAGGGAAGAAAGAAAGGGCGUCACUUGGAGAACUGUUUCAAGCAACAGAAAUGCAAGAUAAACCUUCAGAAAACAAACAUGGGGAGAAGAAGAAGCAGACCAGUUCAACACACAAGUCUGCAAAGCAUCUUGUGAAGAAGGUACUGAAAAAGCUACACCCAACCUCAAGGAUCCCUGACAGUGGUAAAACUGAAGUGGCUUCCACAAAGAAGAAGUUCCAAAAGAUGGCACAAGUUUUCCAUAGGAAAGUACAUCCAGAAGAAUCUAUUAUGGAAAGCGAAAUAUACAGCAGCACGACAGAUCCAAAAAACAGCGAAGCAAAUUCUGUUGGGUUAAUGCCUGAGAAGGUGAACCCUUGUCAUGAGACAAGUAAAAGAUGGAUCCAGUAUGAGCUAAGAAGUUCACGUUCAGCUGGAAAUGGAGAACACUGGAUCAAAACAGACGAAGAAUACUUUGUGUUGGAGCUGUAG
Molecule: messenger RNA, 1062 nt
Organism: Thlaspi arvense
Lineage: Eukaryota; Viridiplantae; Streptophyta; Magnoliopsida; Brassicales; Brassicaceae
Source: the annotation of a GenBank genome assembly